Owenia fusiformis is the source of this 3067-nucleotide messenger RNA. The record is from the annotation of a GenBank genome assembly. NCBI's taxonomy places the organism in Eukaryota, Metazoa, Annelida, Polychaeta, Sabellida, Oweniidae.
UGGUAGUAAAGAUUGACCUGUUUUCAAAAAGCGUCAAUUUUCAGAUAGAGCAGAGUUGAUCAAGUUUUCAUGCCAAGCAACAGAAUGCCUGUGGCUGCAGAGGAUGAUUCUGGGAUAGCCGCGUUUGAGGACAUCAAGAGAAACCUACACAGGUUGCAGUCUGCUGGGGCUACAGACGAGGACCUGUCAUUUCUCAGUGAUGUUCUCAAUGAUCCUGUUAUGAAUGGACUCGUCCAGGUCCAUGACACCCUUGAUGAGGCUAGCCUUGAGCCUGUCAGUGCAAACACAAUUGAACUUGUGAAGAACGUCCUCAUGGAGAUUGAUGGAAUUAGCUCAAAGAACAAGAAGGCAUCAGACCUGAAAGCAAUUCUAAGUAAAACAUAUGUCAAAUCUCUGGUAGAGACACAUGAUGAUAUAGCAGCAAAGAACUAUGAAGAGUCCUUGUACGAUGAAUCCUUCAACACAAUGUCAAUGUCCCAGGCCCCACCCCCUGUGUUUGCUGCCCCUGCCACUGAUGCAGUCAGGAUGGUGGGCAUACGCAAGAAUGGUGAUGAACCCCUGGGAAUUACAGUUCGUAUUGACAACAAUAAUUUAGUGAUUGCCAGGAUACUUGCCGGAAGUAUGAUUGACCAACAAGGUUUACUACACGUUGGUGACAUCAUCAAGGAAAUUAACGGACAGGAAGUGAUCUCUCCCGACCAACUUCAGGACCAGAUGCAACGUGCUGUCGGGAGCAUUACUUUAAAAAUACUUCCAAGUUAUGUGGACCAUAAUAUAGUCUCUCAGGUUUACAUGAAGGCCCAUUUCAACUAUGACCCCAUGAGGGACAAUCUGAUCCCAUGUAGAGAGGCGGGACUUCCUUUUAGAGAUGGAGAGAUCCUGCAGAUACUCAACAUGGAUGACAAUAACUGGUGGCAGGCACGCAAGAUUGACGGAGAUGAAAGUUUUACAGGAUUGGUACCAUCCAUUACCAUUGAAGAAAAAAGACGAGCCUUUGUUAAGCCAGAAUAUGAUUACACCACUAGUUCAUAUCUUUGUGGAAUUGUAAGGAAGAAAAAGAAGAAAACUAUGUACAAAUCCAAACAAAGUUCAGAGUUUGAUCGCCAUGAGAUGAUGAUAUAUGAAGAAGUGGCCAGAAUGCCUCCAUUCCAGAGGAAGACUCUAGUCCUGGUAGGUGCCCAGGGUGUGGGCAGGCGGACACUCAAGAACAAACUCAUUGAAAGUGACCCAAACAGAUUUGGCACAACUAUGCCACACACAACACGUGAGAUGCGUGAAGAUGAGGAGAAUGGUAAUGGCUACUGGUUUGUUGAUGCUGAAGAGAUGAAGGUUGAUAUAAGUGAGGGCAAAUACCUGGAAUACGGAGAGUUUGAUGGCAACCUAUAUGGCACAAAACUUGAUACAAUUAGACAAGUCAUCAGGAGUGGACGAAUGUGUAUAAUUGACUGCAAUCCACAGGCUCUGAAGACAUUAAAGACAGGGGAGUUCAUGCCAUAUAUAGUGUUCGUUGCAGCCCCUAGUGUUGAAGUGAUGUCAAACAUGCAUGAAUUAGCCAAGCAACAGGGUGUCACGACUAUAGACAAAACAGAGCGUGAAUUUAGAAAUACAUUAGAUGAAAGUGCUCGAGUUGAACGUGCCUACAAACAUUACUUUGACACGACGAUUAUAAAUGACAACAUGGGAGAGUGUUUCAACACUCUACGUAGAGCAAUAGAGACUCUAAGUAUGGAACCCCAAUGGGUACCUGUCAGCUGGGUCUACUAACAUUCCACUCUUCACACAUCUAUGCAGUAAGACUCUGCCCUCUGAGGACUAUGCCUCCUAUGGACAAUGUCUUCUAUGGACUCUUCCCUAUCUAUGGGCUAUAUGUCCUUUAAGGACUCUGACCUCUAUCAACUCUGCCCUCUAAGGACUAAGUGGCCUCAAUGGGCUCUGCCCUCUAAGCACUCUGCCGUCUAAGGACUUUAUCCUUAAAGGACUCUGCCUUGUAGGGACUGCCAUUUAAGGAAUCUGCUUUUAACGAUCCUUUCCAUAUACAGAUGCUGCCUUGUAUGGACAUCUAUCGAUGUUUAAGGCACUUUGAAUUUUACAUAGAGCUCCAAUUCAGGUAAUGCCAUGAAUUCAUAUUAUGAUAAUUUAUCAAAGUUUAAAUUUUCUUCCCCUUAUGAAUUCAGUGUUAUCACUUCCAGAAAAAACAUCUUCAAUUACUUAAGCAGGCAAAGAAAUUUAAAGAAAUUUGUUCAAUUUUCAAUACAUAAUGGAUAUAAAACUUUAUGCUGGAGUACAGGGGUGUGUCCUAGAGUGUAAGGAACAGUCAGCACUGCUUGUUUUUUUUCAUUUCACUGAUUAUAACCACAGGUCUGUCAGUCAACAUUAUGUUAUCUUCUCAAACUACAGACCUGGGUAUGCAUGCCAACAUUAACAUUUUCAGGGUUGGCAGGGCAUACACUGAUACAUGUCAUAUCAAAUAUUUUGUAGUAUUGUAAAUAUGUGUGCAAGUAUUUCACAAGGAUUCAUGUAAUCAUUGUAAUUUAUAUUGAUUUAAAAGUUCUAUGUUAGGCAGCAAUUUAUGGAAUCUGGGGCCAGUGCAACAAAUUAUUGAUGAUCUAAUUAUCAAUUUAAAGCAUGUAGUUAUCAUUUCGAUUUUAACAAAACAUUUUGUGUUAUUACUUAAAAUUAAGAUAAUUAUUUAAUUUGAAAUGUGUUCAAUUGUUAGUUCAUUAUAAGAAUGAUUAUUUGCAUAUUUGAUUAUUUGAUGCAGUGUCCCCAGAAGUUUCCUAUUCAAAGGAUUGUACAUGGUUCAAUAAAUAAUUGCAUAUUAUAGCUAGCCAUAUAUGAUAUGAAAUUACAAUCUUUCACUUGCCUUAACAUGUAAAUAUAUUUUGACAUUAUAUUCAGGUAUAUUUUAUGUAAUUAACAAAAAUGGAAUGUGUAUUUUGGGUAGUGUAAAUGUAGAGACCUAUGGUGCUUUAUUUUAAUGGAUUGUAACAGUAUGUAUAUAUGCCCAAAAUAGUUGUGUAUCUAUAUAUAUACAUGAGUGAAAUAUGCCUGUAAUACCUCCAUAUAU